Messenger RNA from Aspergillus saccharolyticus JOP 1030-1, 795 nucleotides. RefSeq lists its product as uncharacterized. The record is from RefSeq and is a predicted model, not a curated record. The transcript has 6 exons. The coding region runs from base 1 to 795 and encodes 264 amino acids. NCBI's taxonomy places the organism in Eukaryota, Fungi, Ascomycota, Eurotiomycetes, Eurotiales, Aspergillaceae.
AUGGCUCUCAAUGAAACAGGUGUGAUCGCAGCGCCUCCAGGUGUCACGCCAGACUUUACGCAUCCAGCACAGCACCUACACACCGCAAACCGCGUGGUGGUCAUUGUGGGAUUGACGGUCAGCGCGAUAUGUCUCCUGGUGCGAAUAUAUAGCCGAGUGGCGAUUGUGAGGAAGUGGAUGCUGGAUGACACCGUGCUUGUACUGUCUUGGAUGUUCGCCGCGAUAACGCAAUCUGUCUUGCUAUACGGUUAUACUCGGGCUGGACUGGGAAUCCAUCAAUGGGAACUCACAGUAGAAGAAUAUAACAAGUCUUUGAAGGUUCUCAUAGCUGGCGCAGUCAUGUACAUUCCAGCCCUUGGACUUUCCAAAAUCGGUCUGAUCAUACUCUACUAUCGCCUGUCAGAUAUGCAACGUAGCUGGCGGAUUAUCCUCUGGAGCUUCACAUUCUUCGUCAUAGCCUAUAUGAUCGUUCUCGAAUGUUUGUUCCUGUUUGGUUGCAGUCCCAUUCAGAAGGCUUGGGAUGUGGCACUAGAGGGGCAGUGUAUCAGUCGCGCAUCCAUUUUCAUGGCUGGCACGUGUGCCAGUAUCUUCAUCGAUAUUGUGCUAGUGAUCACCCCCCUCCCGGUGAUUAUGGGGUUGAACAUGGCGCCCAAAAAGCGCGCGGGGGUUGCCUGCAUGUUUGGGCUUGGUGGAUUAUCGUUAAUUACCAGUUGCAUGCGACUGGCUUCGGUGGUUUCGAUGCUGCAUUCCAACGACGAAUCCUACCAGCUGGGGGCUAUGGUGUUAUGGAUGUAG